Cimex lectularius (bed bug) is the source of this 2814-nucleotide messenger RNA. RefSeq lists its product as uncharacterized. The record is from RefSeq and is a predicted model, not a curated record. NCBI's taxonomy places the organism in Eukaryota, Metazoa, Arthropoda, Insecta, Hemiptera, Cimicidae. The coding region runs from base 267 to 2546 and encodes 759 amino acids. The transcript is spliced from 2 exons.
AAUGUGCUGAAAUUAAAAGGUUCUCCUUUUCUCAGAAAUGUUGAUCCACAUAUUGAUGCAAUCCCCCUAGGAGGUUAACACAGCAGUGAGACGAAUUGACAAAAACAAUUUUACUUGCAGUUGAUUGGAGUAGUUGUAAAAAAAAUGUUUAUGUAUAUUAAUACUACGUUAAAACAUAUGGAUUAAUACAUUUUAUUAGACACAUUGUUUUUGUUUUGUAUCUAUAAUUUUAAAUAUCUGACGGAUUUUUAUUACAUCUUACGAUCAUGACCUAUAUCGAUGAACGUGUUAUCGUAAUCAGUGAAAUCGCGAUUUCUUUCGCCUUGGAGGUAACGAGGCUUAUUACAAGGAUGGAUCUUGGGUACGAGCUGGUGAUGAACUGUGGUUAUUCACCGAACAUAGAUGUCUUAAGUUUUUACCUAUUGAUCACUGCUGGAUGCACUCUUUUAGUAGGAUGGCUAUCGGAUAGCGCGGCCGGAAAGUAUUACGUAAUUUUAAUCGGAUUGGUAUUCAUAGUGGUGGCGUGUACUGCAGUCGCAACCUAUUUCGUGUCAGAUAUGUUGAACGUAUUCGAGUUGAGCCGUUAUUUGAUACUGGCGUAUACAGCGACGUCCGGGGUGAGAAACGCCUUCCUCUUGGAACAGUGGGAAAUAGCGAUGACAAUAGAAAAUCUGAGCAAGUUUAUAUUCUACCUCGUUCUGGUACGAGUGUGGGUGAAGAGCGGUAUAUCAGCACUACACUUGGUCGGGAUAGAUAUAAAAAUGUUGUUCGUAUUUCUGAGUUUCGCCGCCGCGGUCGUCAGCUUUAGCUAUUUUAUCUUCAUGAUGGGUAUCGGCAGCCGUGUGUACAUCGAAUCCACGUACUUUCUCGUUUGUGAAAAAUGUAUAAAGUGUGUACUUCUAGCUGCGAUAAAUUCAUGUAAACGUUCAAAAAAAUUGAGAAGGGCAUCGCAACUCCUUCUUCGGCCUGUACUGCGAGCGAAUAACGAGCCUAAUUCUAAAGCAAAGAGAAAGAAUGUCAGCUUUCUUCCAAAAGCCCAUAUGCGUAUUCAAGACUUCGACACUCCCCACUUCGAGGACUACACAGAACUCGAUAAGAUUAAGGUGUCCUGCUACGGUUACCUAUUAAUGACCACCAAAAUAAAAAAAGUCGCCGGGAUCGAGGAAAAAUUGGUCGAUUUGAAGGGUUCUAGUAUGGCCGAGGACGAAAAGCAGGAAAAACGUGGGUUAAGGUUACUAAGAAAAAGCUUUGUUUCUGCCGUUCAAGACCCAGAGCCCGAGGAGAAAAUUCAAGUGCGAAGAAUACCAGCUGUUACGACCCAAAGGAGUUGUCUCGAUAACUCAAAACCGUCGUGUACCGAUCUUACGGUCCGCCAAACGUCGUUGUUUUUGUCAGCUUUUAUCGUAACGUUUCAACCAUUUUUCUUCACGAUCUUCAUGCUGACAAUUUUGGACGUUACGGAUUUCCAGGCACGCCUCGUCGAACGUCCCGUAGAGGAAAACCUACAAAUCGCGUACUACUGCUUUUACUUCGACGCGUUUUUGUUUCCUCUUCACGAAUUCGUCAUUCAUCCUAUUUUACGAGAGGCCAACUUUCGAAAUUCUCAUUUUAUUUGUUUAGGCUAUCUGUGCAUGUUCGUGGCCUUGGUGAUGACACUGAGCAUCAAUAUAAUAUUAGAAACUCACCUUCCGUAUCUUCCACGAAGCAAUUAUUCUCAAAUAAGAAUUUAUAACGGCUUACACACUGAAGUCACUGUACAUAGUUCAUGGAGUAAGAGCAGAUUUGUGAUUUUCCCUCUUGAGUUUAUCCUAUGGAAGGAUAUACCGUCUGUCACAUCGUCGGACGCCGGAUAUCAUCUGACGAUCAAUGAAUCGAUGGAAAGUUACAAAAUAGUCGUAAUGGAACAGCGUACAGUAACUUACAUUGUAACGGAGAACGGUUUGGAACGAAACAGCGAAGCCGAUCCCUCCCUUUUCACAGGAGAAGUACAUUCCAAGCAAGCCAAAUUGUUCAUAGUCACUUCAACAAACAGAACAUUUGAUGUAUUGUUUUUUAAUCAAAAAACCAAAUUCACUUUCAAAUUAUCGAGUGUAGAACGAGGGGUUUGUAAAUACGUGAAACCGGGCGUUUACAAGGUGAGUAUGGACGGUGUAUUGCCUAACACGGUCGACAUCCUACCGAACACUUUGUACUCCUAUUUCGUUCCGUCGGGUAAUGGCAGUCAAGGGAUUUUAUACCCUGUCGAAGGCCCAUUGGUCAUUAAUUACUACUACUUGUUUAUUCCGCUUUGCUUAACGAGCCUUGCGAACGUUUUCACCAGCGUCUCCUACUACGCGAUCGUCAUAGACAAAUCACCGGAAAAGCUCAGGGCGAUAAUCUUUUCGAUUAUCGUCGCGUUGAAUUUGACAGCUACGUCCAUAUAUGUACACUUCAUAAAGGAACCUAGAUUUCUUCCCGUCUCGAUAAUUCUGACUAUUCAAGUUUUCGUCUGCGCCGUGCUGGGGUUUUUGCAGUUAUUUUUUCCGGGUCAUUUUGAAAUUUAUUAAUUUCGAAUAGAAAUAUAACAAUUUGAAAAGUAAGUUGUUUCAUUAACGAGCAUAUGGAUUAUAAAACUGAUUCAACUUCUCUACUAAUCAAAUGUUUCAGAUGUUUUAGAAAAUCGACAAUAAACGUUUUUCAAUAAACAAACAAAAAUGCCUUAAACUGAAAAAUACAACGAUUUUAGGUCGGAGUGAAACGGUGUAUAUUUGGCAGGAUAAAUUUACAAUCGUUUCACAAAUUUUUAACUUUAUGCGCUUAUUCAGUGCAGCAACA